AUGUACCAAACCUUUCAAGUAUCACGAGGAAUGAACGAUGAAAACGACUUGGCUUUCCGGCUAUGCAUCGAAGAAAGAAUGCCCUCAUCUCGCAGAUUGCAAGUCGCUUUGGAUGAAAUAGUGGGUCUAAGCCGUUCGGAUGCUCUAAAGUGCUUCAAAACAUCGUGCCGGGCGCCGCUUAGCCUCUCUGAAAUUGGGGGAGAAUGGGACGGCAUCCUUCUCGACAACAACGGCAUCAUAAUGCCAUCAUCCCUGGUUCCAAAUGUCACAUCGGUUGGCUUACGUUACAGUGACUACCAGAAUUUUUUGUCUCCGUGGUAUUCGAUGCGAGACGAAGUUAGACUCCUUGAGCUCCCAUCGCCUGUUGAAUUCGAAAUUAUGAUCGGCUUUGGAUGCAUGAAGUGGUCAGGCGGCUUUCUGAACGGAGCCCCUUUCUGUUUGUACCGAGAGAAGGAAAUAGUGCCCCAGCUGCCAAAAUAA
Messenger RNA from Phaeodactylum tricornutum CCAP 1055/1, 480 nucleotides. RefSeq lists its product with no specific name. The record is from RefSeq and is a predicted model, not a curated record. The coding region runs from base 1 to 480 and encodes 159 amino acids. Lineage: Eukaryota; Bacillariophyta; Bacillariophyceae; Surirellales; Neidiaceae. The transcript has 2 exons.